Messenger RNA from Acanthamoeba castellanii str. Neff, 2562 nucleotides. Its product is annotated as protein involved in vacuole import and degradation, putative. The coding region runs from base 1 to 2562 and encodes 853 amino acids. The record is from RefSeq and is a predicted model, not a curated record. Gene Ontology annotation, cellular component: cytoplasm; nucleus. Lineage: Eukaryota; Discosea; Longamoebia; Acanthamoebidae. The transcript has 12 exons.
AUGCUGACUCCGCUGAACAGGGGCACGCUAAGGUCGGCUUCCUCCAUCUCUCUUCGUGUUCGUCUUCUUGUCCGCUGGUGUGACGUCAGCAGCCCCGGCAGAAAAUUUCCGUUGGCCAAAGAAAAGGCGGCAAAAGCAGAACGCAGAUCAACGAAGAUUCAAAUCAUCCUUACAUCCUUGAGGCCAACAGGCACAUCGGAACGCGACAUGAAUUUGCUCAAAUCGAUCCUUGGCUGGAGCGAGAAUGCAGCCCCCAAGCUCCAAGCUGAGGGCACCUUCUACAUCGAAAAGGCGGGCACGUGGACUUGCCUAUACAACGCCGCGAGGGCAGACCUGGAGAACGGUCGCGAAUCUUUUACUGCCAUCCUCAAGAUCACUCGCGAGGAUGAGGGAGAUGCGGACUACGAUCUGCCGCCCGAGAUGACGUUCCCCCUGCACCAGGGCAUGGACUUGGCCAAAGAGAUUGGUCCUCUGGAGCGCGCUGCCUUCAGUUGGACAUUCACAAGCGAUGAGUUUGGUGUUGCAACCCGCUAUCUCUUUGAAUUCGAUCGGGAGGACGAUUUUGUCGAGCUUUUCGAGGCUCGGCUACGCUACUCCAUGUACGAGGCCAUCUAUGAACGUUCUGCUGUAGACGCUAGCCCCGACGAUCUCCGUGCAAUUCUCUUGCCCAGAGAGCCUGCAGUGAGGCAUGCCGAGGCACAGCUGCACACACCCAUCAAGUCCACUUCGUCUAGCUCUGUGCCUCACACGCCGGCGACGCCCGCCAUGACGCCCGACUCGCUGUCGCCCAGUUCCAUUGAACUCAUGCGAUCGCCGCUGCCUCCUCCGCCCGUGGAGCAGAAGAGGCAGGGCAAGUGCGUCGGCAACUACGCGGCUGAUUUCUUCCGGUACAGCGCCUCGACCGGCACCUUCCUCCUUAUCGAGAGCCAGGUUCAAGUCGCCGUCAACAACACUGUUCACUCCAAGGAAGCGAUCACGUGUACGCCUCACUCCACCGCCUCGUUGUGCUUCAACGCUGCUUGCUCACAGGGAUUGAUGGGGCAUGCAGACUACUUGUACAUCUUGCAGUCGGGCGUCAUCACCCUCGCGCAGCAGGUGGGCUCGGACAUGCACAUCUAUUUCGAUGAGACCCACAAGUCCGUUGUGUGGGCCUACGUCCACGAGGGCGUCACGCACACGUUCAGCUUGGUCUUCCACGACGAGCAGGUCAACGAGGACUUCAAGCAGGACAUUUCCAAGUUCUUGUGGGAGACGAACACCGCUACUCCCUUCGCCAAAGUCGCGAAAAACGACGUCGAUUGGAUUCUGGGCGCUUACGCUGACGAGGUCGAUGGCAUGGAGGAGGACGAUGGUAUUCAAGAGUUCGACAAGAUGGAAUUCGUGGAAGAGAAGCCGGAGACCGCAGGGGAUAAGCACGAGGAGGAGGAAGAGGAAGAAGAGGAAGAGCAGCCCGAAGAGGAAGAGGACAGCGAUGACGAAGAGGAGGAGGUAUCAGAGCAGGACAAGAACGCCAAGAACAGCGCUCUUGCCGUCGGCUACAAGUACGAUCGUUCCUUCGUGGUGCGCGGUUCCCAGAUCGGAGUGUUCAAGCAUACGCCGGACAACCGCCUCAAGUUCAGCACGACUAUUAAGAAUGUGAAGACCCCGAGCGGACAGCGCUUCCAGCCGCGCAAGCUGAUGCUCCACAACGAAGAUGAGAACCUGCUCUUGCUUCACCCCACCGAGCAGAACAAGGUCUUCAAGAUGGACUUGACCCGCGGUGACGUCGUCGAGGAAUGGAAAACGGCCAGGGAGUACCCCAUCAAGGAAGUGUGCCCGGAGACCAAGUACGCACAAACGACGUCCACGCCUACUCUGAUGGGCCUCAACGGCCAGUCCUUCUACCGCCUCGACCCUCGCCUGCCAGGCGAGAAGCAGGUGUCGAGCCGCAGCUACAUGUACGGCAAGUCCGCGCCUGCUCUGAGCUGCAUGGCGACCACCGAGAACGGUCACAUGGUGAUGGGCAGCCGCAAGGGUGAGAUCCGGCUGUUCUCUGAUAAGACCUUCUCGAGGGACAUCGACCCUCUGGCCCGGCUCAAGCCACGAGCCAAGACUACCCUCCCCGGUCUCGGUGACCCCAUCAUCGGUAUUGAUGUCACCGCCGAUGGCAAGUGGAUUCUGGCCACCUGCCGCAAUUACCUGCUUGUGGCCUCCACUGCCCUGGAGAGGGGAACUACCGGUUUCGAGUCGACGAUGGGCAAGGAGAAGCCCGUGCCGCGUAUCCUGAGGCUCAAGCCCGAGCACGUUGAACUGAUGGAGGGGAAGGUGAGCUUCACGCCGGCGCGAUUCAACGUCGGCGAAUCCGAUGAGGAGCGUAGCAUCGUCACCUCCACCGGACCCUACAUCAUCACGUGGAACUUCCGUAAGGUCAAGCAGAACAAGCUCCUCGAGUACACGAUGAAGAAGUAUGGCGACAUCGUCGUCGCCGACCACUUCCGUUACAACCAGGAGACGGCCGUCGUAGUGGCCCUGCCCAACAACGUCACCAUGGCCCGCAAGGACGUCGUCAAGAAGCUCUUCUAG